AGAAUUGGUAUAUAUAUUGCGUAUGAAUGGUAGCUGGGAAUAUGAAUGCGAUAUGCAUCGAUUGGCUUUGCAGGAAUCUUGUUUGAGUAGUAAAUGAUAAAGUUUAUGAAGAGGAACGUAUAGUGUUGGAGACAGUAGAAAAUUGAAGGGAAUCACAUAAUAAGCAAAAAUGGAGAAGGGAGAGAGGAGCAAAUGCAGCAACAACAGAUGGUCUCUUGCCGGGAUGACGGCGCUCGUCACCGGCGGUUCUAAAGGAAUCGGGCAUGCUAUAGUAGAAGAGUUAGCGGAACUGGGAGCAGCUGUGCACACCUGUUCAAGGAAUGAAGAGGAGCUCAACAAAUGCUUGGAAAAAUGGAGAGAGAUGAAGUUUAAUGUCACAGGAUCGGUUUGCGAUGUCUCUUCCCGAUCUCAAAGAGAGGAAUUGAUGGAAAGAGUCAAUUCCAACUUCAAAGGGAAGCUCAAUAUUCUCAUAAAUAAUGCGGGAACGGGCUUCCCAAAAGCUGCAGUGGAUGUUAGUGCCGAUCAAUACUCAUACCUGAUGGCUACUAAUCUGGAAUCUGCUUUCCAUUUGAGCCAACUUGCACAUCCACUUCUCAAGGCCUCUGGACGAGCAAGUAUUGUGUUCAUCUCAUCAAUUGCAGGACUAGUAGCCAUAACCAACAUUUCUAUUUACUCCGCAACUAAAGGAGCAUUGAAUCAACUCGCAAAGAAUUUGGCUUGUGAGUGGGCAAAGGACAACAUUCGAGCGAAUUCCAUUGCACCAGGAGCUAUUAGCACCCCACUCAUGAAACCUGUACUCGACAUCGCGGCGGCGAAAGCGAGAGAAGUGUCCCGAAUCCCCAUGGGGCGAAUUGGGGAGGCCGAGGAGGUUUCGUCCCUUGCGGCCUUCCUCUGCAUGCCCGCGGCAUCGUACAUCACCGGCCAAGUCAUUUGCAUCGACGGUGGUCGGGCGGUUUUCGAUUCCUAAGGGAGAUGGCUUUGCAAUGCAAAUAAUAUUGUUAGCAGUAUGUCUUUCUCUACAAUUCCUUUUCUUUUUUUGGUCCAUUUUAUUUUCUUUGUUCAGAUGGAUCUUUCUGCUUUGGUAGGUGUUUCUAUGUUUUUAUUUCAAUCUCCAGUAGACGAAGUCCAAUUUCCAGAUUGGUUAGAGUUUGAGCUUUCCACUUGUUUGGUCAAGUUUGAGGUGGUGUGUAUUUGAAUAAUUGUUAAUUAGCGAAUGGAGUGGUAAUCUUUGGAGCAUCAAAUCCAUAUAA
Messenger RNA from Ananas comosus (pineapple), 1250 nucleotides. Its product is annotated as tropinone reductase homolog At2g29170-like. The record is from RefSeq and is a predicted model, not a curated record. The coding region runs from base 170 to 967 and encodes 265 amino acids. Gene Ontology annotation, molecular function: oxidoreductase activity. The transcript is spliced from 5 exons. Lineage: Eukaryota; Viridiplantae; Streptophyta; Magnoliopsida; Poales; Bromeliaceae.